Messenger RNA from Plasmodium gonderi, 882 nucleotides. RefSeq lists its product as hypothetical. Bases 1 to 882 code for a protein of 293 amino acids. Lineage: Eukaryota; Apicomplexa; Aconoidasida; Haemosporida; Plasmodiidae. The record is from RefSeq and is a predicted model, not a curated record. The transcript has 2 exons.
AUGAAUGAAUUUAAAAGUAAUAGUGAUGCUUUGAGGUGCAGGGGAAAUAAUUCCGAACGUGCAUUAAGUGGAAAAAUAAAUAAUGGCCUAAAUAGGGAAAUAAAGGAGCCAACUUAUUUUUAUAAUGAUGUAAAAAAAUCACCAUCAUCAAAGUCAUAUUUUGGAGAAAAUCAUAAUAGGAGCAAAGGGCUUUUAAAUAACAAUCCUGUAGAGAGGUUAGAAUUAUUUCAAAUAAGUGAAAGUGACGUAAGACAUAGAAGAUACUUAAGUGAAAAAGUCGAUAUAAGAGAUGAAGUUGUGUUUUCAAGCAAAAAUACAAGAAGUGUAACCCAUAGUAUUAAUUCUGAGGAUUCAUAUAGAGCAGAAGAGUCUUGUGAAAAAUUUUUUCAAAUAAGUAGUGAAGCUAAACAUGAGCUAUCUGAACAUGUAAAAAUGUUAAUAAACAAUGCAAAUGAAUCAGGUCAUUAUGCUUCAAGUACGAAGAAUAAUUUCAAAGAGGAUAAAUAUUGUGAUAGAAUAAAUAAAAAAAGAAAUAAAACCAAACUAUCAAAAAAAAAAGAAAAAAAAAAAAAUAAAAUAGCUAAGUAUGAUAAAAAUGAAAAGCUAGAAAAGUUCACUAAGUUGCAAUCCUUAUAUGACGGGGCGCAUGAUGCUACUGCUUAUUUUGUAACAAAAGUAUUCAAGAAUGAAGCAAACAAUGAAAAGAAUAUUGUGGAAUAUUGUGAUAUAUUGUCUAAUCAUAGUGAGCGUAUUUUUAAAAAAUUUGAACUUUUUGAGCAUGAGGGGGAAACAAUGCAUGCUGAUGAUGAAACAGAUAAUGGACUUUUGGAUAAUAUAUGUGAGCUUUUCACCUAUGUAAUGUUCUUAACAUUGAAUAAAUGA